CCACACCAAACCUUCUCUGGUCCCUGACCUCAGUGAGAUUGCAGCGGGUCUUGGGAACCUGGGGGAGACAUGAAGAAAGAGACAGGGGGACCCCCUGGCUGCAGCAGACUGACAGAAUAGGCAACCAUGGCUGGAGAGUUGGAUAGCAGAGUAAUAUUUGACCUCUGGAAACACCAAAUUUCUUUUUUCAGUCACUUACAGGACCGCCUGUCAAAAUUCACUAGGUAGGAGGGUCAUCAUCUGGGAAGAACCAGCGCCUGGGGGGACCUGGCUGGAUAGGUAUGGGAAAUCAAGGCCAGUCCCCUAGUCCCCGGUCCCCCCAUGGCAGUCCCCCAACUCUAAGCACUCUCACUCUCCUGCUGCUCCUCUGUGGACAUGCUCAUUCUCAGUGCAAGAUCCUCCGCUGCAAUGCUGAAUAUGUAUCGUCCACCCUGAGCCUUAGAAGUGGGGGUUCACCAGGAGCCCUUCGAGGAGGAGGCCGGGGUGGAGGGGUGGGCUCCGGCGGCUUCUGUCGAGCCCUCCGCUCCUACGCUCUCUGCACUCGGCGCACUGCCCGCACCUGCCGUGGGGACCUUGCCUUCCAUUCGGCGGUACACGGAAUAGAAGACCUAAUGAUCCAGCACAACUGCUCCCGCCAGGGCCCUACGGCUCCUCCUCCACCCCGGGGCCCCGCUCUUCCAGGCGCUGGUCCUGGCCCCCCAACCCCAGACCCCUGUGACUAUGAAGGCCGGUAUUCACGGCUGCACGGUCGUCCACCGGGAUUCUUGCAUUGUGCCUCCUUUGGAGACCCCCACGUGCGCAGCUUCCACCACCACUUUCACACGUGCCGUGUCCAAGGAGCUUGGCCCUUGCUGGAUAAUGACUUCCUUUUUGUUCAGGCCACCAGCUCCCCUGUGGCAUCGGGGGCCAACGCUACCACCACCCGGAAGCUCACCAUCAUAUUUAAGAACAUGCAGGAAUGCAUUGAUCAGAAAGUCUACCAGGCUGAGGUGGACAAUCUUCCUGCAGCCUUUGAAGACGGUUCUAUCAAUGGAGGUGACCGACCUGGGGGCUCAAGUUUGUCCAUUCAAACUGCUAACCCUGGGAGCCAUGUGGAGAUUCAAGCUGCCUAUAUUGGCACAACAAUAAUCAUCCGGCAGACAGCUGGGCAACUCUCCUUCUCCAUCAAGGUAGCAGAAGAUGUGGCCCGGGCCUUCUCAGCUGAGCAGGACCUGCAACUCUGUGUUGGAGGGUGCCCUCCAAGUCAGCGACUUUCCCGCUCAGAGCGCAACCGUCGGGGAGCAAUAACUGUAGAUACUGCCAGACAGCUAUGCAAGGAAGGCCUUCCAGUUGAAGAUGCUUACUUCCAAUCUUGUGUCUUUGAUGUUUCAAUUUCUGGUGACCCCAACUUUACAGUGACAGCUCAGGCAGCUCUGGAGGAUGCCCGAGCCUUCCUGCCAGACCUAGAGAAGCUGCAUCUUUUCCCCUCAGAUGCCGGGGUUCCUCUCUCCCCAGCAACCUUCCUAACCCUGUUUCUUUCAGGACUCUUUGUUCUGUGGUUUUGCUUUCAGUAAGUAGGCCAGCAAUCCCAUGACUAGUUUAGAAAUUAUUUGGGGAUAAAGUUGUCAUGGAAGAACACAAAAAACUGCUAAAGGAAACAGUAGGGAUUAGAAGAUACAUGAAACAAAGACAUUUAUCCAGUCAGAUGAAGCUGCAGUCCAGGGUUGACAUGAUCACAGAAUAAGGAUUCUUGGCAAGGUUGUUGCAUUCCAGAUCUCUGUAGGGGCUCUUCACCAUUUUUCCCAGUCCCACUUAAGAGUAAGCAGGUUAUUCCAAUCCAUCCACUCAUGAGAUCACUUCUCCUACAAGCUUAGACAUCCUAAAGGCCAGUAAGGAAUUUAAGGGUAGAGAUUUCUAAGAGGCAAGAACGGAAAGAGAAAGACAUGACCAUUACACAUAAGAAAUUCAAGAGAAAAUAUCUGAGGAAAUAAAUCUAUUUGAUGAAUACAUGUGGGUAAGGUAUGUUCUGCUUUCUUGGUUCAGAAAUGAAGUGGGCAUUGUCUGGAUCUUAGGUGAAAAAGUUGCCUUUUAAAGAAUAGCACAGCUAGGAUAGAUGCCAUCAUCCCCACUUCCAUUAAUCUAUUAUUAAAGCUAUAAAUUUUCCACAUUGUCCUCUUUUGCCUAUGUUGAACCUCUCUACAGAUUUCAUGAAAUGGAAUAAAGAAAACAUAUUCACUCCACUGAA
Molecule: messenger RNA, 2224 nt
Organism: Sciurus carolinensis (gray squirrel)
Lineage: Eukaryota; Metazoa; Chordata; Mammalia; Rodentia; Sciuridae
Gene: Hjv
Product: hemojuvelin BMP co-receptor
Exons: 4
Coding region: 282-1553 (423 amino acids)
Biological process (GO): BMP signaling pathway
Cellular component (GO): plasma membrane
Molecular function (GO): coreceptor activity
Source: RefSeq, a predicted model, not a curated record